AUGAUAAAUUACUUUUUCUUUAGUAAAGAAACAUCUACAUAUGCCUUUUUAGGUUUAAUUUGGUUUAUUUCAAUUUCGCUUGUAAUUGUAAAAAUUGAACUUUCAAGUAAUGAUGCACUCCGAAUAUUUGGAGACAGCUUACAGUAUGCUAUACAAUAUACUGAAACUGUCCAACUGAAAGAUAUUCUACUAAAAUUCUUGGAUAUUUUGAAGGCAAAAAUUCUGAUUAUUUUGGUGAAAUCCUUUUUAAAUUUUACUUCGAGGAAAUAUAUUCUUUAUUGGAGAAUUUCACUUUCGAAGUAUUACCUGGAUUUCUGGCAUGAAAUACACUCGCAAGAAGGAGCUGCACAAAGGAUACAAGAAGAUAUAAUGAGGUUCUGUACUCUUUUUGAGAUGUUAUUUAUUAAAUUUCUUCAUGAUUUAUUUAUUGCUGUUGCUUACUUACCAUUACUGGCUUCACUAAGCCGUAAAAUUCCUAAAGUAUGGAUCUUCCCAAAAGUCCCCAACUUUUUGUUAGCUCUUGCAAUAUGUAUAGCUAUAAUAGGAAGUAUUAUUUCACUUAUUCCAGGAGUUUAUAUUCCUAAAGCUAUAAUAGAUAUUGAUAAAUCUGAAGCUGCACUAAGAAAGGAGCUUGUUUUGGGUGAAAUACUAACUGAAAGUGCAAAUAUAGAUACCUUACAAGAAUUAUAUAAAAAGGUUGAGAAUUCCUAUUAUAUAUAUUAUUAUAGAAACUUUUUUUUAAAUAUACUUAAAACUACAUAUAUCCAACUCAAUGUUAUUACUUUGUGGCUAACAUUAUCAGCUUCACUAGUUCGCCCUUUUACUCUGGGUUUAUUAAAGCAAACUAUGGAUGCUUUUGAUAAAGUUUCUGCCACUUGCAAUUUUGUAAUGACUCACUUAGGUGAACUUGUAGAAUUAAUUGCACUUUACAUUCGUCUUAGAAAGAUAGAACUAAUUAUUUCAAAAUGCUUAUAA
Messenger RNA from Cryptosporidium muris RN66, 975 nucleotides. Its product is annotated as SbmA/BacA-like family protein. Gene Ontology annotation, cellular component: membrane. The transcript has a single exon. The record is from RefSeq and is a predicted model, not a curated record. Bases 1 to 975 code for a protein of 324 amino acids. Lineage: Eukaryota; Apicomplexa; Conoidasida; Eucoccidiorida; Cryptosporidiidae. Gene Ontology annotation, biological process: peptide transport. Gene Ontology annotation, molecular function: peptide transmembrane transporter activity.